AUCAAUACUUAGAACCCAAAAACUCAAAAUCUUCUAAUCAAUAUGCAAAUUCAAAAACUUCAAUUUAUUAUAACUUGAAAUUCCCAAACCAAUAUAAUCUUGAAUCUUCAAACCAACAUAUUUUCGAAUUGUCAAACCAAUGUGACUUUAAAUCUUCAAACCAACUUGACCCUGAAUUACCAAACCAACAUAACUCUGAAUCUCCAAACCAAUAUGAUCCUAAAUCUUCAAACCAGAAUAGCUCAAAUCAUAUAAUUCAACAUUCAAUUUAUUACAACCAAAAACCUUUAAUUCAACACAACUCAAAUACAACACAACAAUCCAAUAAUAGACAA
Racocetra fulgida is the source of this 335-nucleotide messenger RNA. NCBI's taxonomy places the organism in Eukaryota, Fungi, Glomeromycota, Glomeromycetes, Diversisporales, Gigasporaceae. The record is from the annotation of a GenBank genome assembly.